Molecule: messenger RNA, 2406 nt
Organism: Eleginops maclovinus (Patagonian blennie)
Lineage: Eukaryota; Metazoa; Chordata; Actinopteri; Perciformes; Eleginopidae
Gene: bora
Product: bora aurora kinase A activator
Exons: 12
Coding region: 132-1805 (557 amino acids)
Biological process (GO): activation of protein kinase activity; regulation of mitotic nuclear division; regulation of mitotic spindle organization
Cellular component (GO): cytoplasm; nucleus
Molecular function (GO): protein kinase binding
Source: RefSeq, a predicted model, not a curated record
UGGCUAGCGGGACCCUAUGGCGAAAUUGAAAUAAACGUUUGAGCCCUGUUGCUGCUGAUUGUUUGUCGACUCCCCAAUGAGGAUUGUUUUUAGCUGUUUGUUCAAAAUUCUGGAUCGUUAACAGUUUUAAAAUGGGGGACCAUGUUGAGCUACAAAUCACUCCUGAGACUCCAGGCAGGCCUUCAGUAAGAAACCCCUUUGAAAGUCCCAAUGACUACCAUCACCUCCGUGAAACCCUGGUGCCAAGCCCAUCUGUCUUCAAGUCCAGGUCUUGUAGUAAAGCAACUCCACCCAAGUUUAACUGGUCAAUUGAUGAAAUGGCCAGUCUUCUCCCAGUGCACAUAGACCCAGAGGAAAUUCAGCGACAGUCUUUAUACCUCAGCCAGACAAGGAUGGAUACUGAUAUUGAAGAAAAGCGUCAGAAUGCUAUUGAACAGUUUUUUACCAAAGAAGCAAUCGUGCCUUCGCCCUGGGCAGCACCAAACACCCGUAAAGGCCUUCAGAUGUACACCAAAAGCUCUAAGUCUGAAAUUAUUGAAGAGGAGCCCGAAAAAAUCUCAGUUGCUUGUCAGACUACUCUUUCAUUACCUUUGGAUUUUGAUUUGGAGAAAAUACUAGGGGAUUAUUACCGCAACGAGGAACCAUGUGAUGCCAUGCACGAGAGUCUCAGUUCCUCCUCCUUAAGAAGAAAACUGUUCCUCGAUGGCCAGGGCGCUUACAGCGGCUCUGACAGCUCCUGCCCACCGAGCCCCGAGAGAAGCCACACAUCGCAGGGGAGGCUCUCUCUAAACCGAGGAGCAGGAGCUGCAGGAGGGGCAGCAAGCUCUGAGGGGGAAUCUAUAUCGUCUAGCUUUGCCUCCCCUUUGUCUUGUGGGUUGUCGGGUCCUACUCCCUCUACGGGUCAGUUCUCCUCGAGUCCCAUCCAGAAUGGCCGCUUCCGGGACUGCAGCCUCGGUAGCAUCACCAGUCCUCUGUUCCCGGACAGGUCUUCUCCUGCAGGCCUCGUCUCCCCCACAAUUUCUCCUAUUGUUUCUUAUGCAGCUUGUACACCCAUAUCUUCAGUUGAGAAGAAGAAGCCGAGCAAUCUGACACCACUUGGCGUCCCCCUGGAAAUAAAUGCCCCUCCCUGCAAUGUGAGUCCAUUUGUCGAGGGUUGCUCUCCCAUUCGUAGCUGCUCCCCCCACCAGCUCCUUUGCCACAGUGAGCCUCAGCACAAUGCCAGACCUAAGCCCAGACCCAGAGUUCACUGCUGGGCGUCCCCUCCCCUCAUCUCUCCGAUCUUCAACCCUAAGCUCCAAGACAAUCAGGAGGCUGAGGACCAACUCCCUUUCUCCCCCCACUCCUUUGCCUCGUCUUCCUCUUCUCUCCCCAUUAUGGAGCUAGAUCCAUCUUCACCGCUUGCCUGCGAUGCUCACUCCGCUGCCACUGAGAAGGUAAACCUGGAUCCUAUGGAACCUGUGAAAAUGGAGGAGGGCAAGGACUCAGAGAUGGAAGGGAGGCUGGAGGAUGAAGAGGAGGAAGGUGGAUUGCUUUCGGGACAGCUGACCAGCUCUCGUAUGGGCAAUGUGUCGGCAAUAGAAAGCUCUCACAUGUUUCUAUCUCUUCUGACCGAGGGGAGCAGCAUACGCUACGAUUCCAGCAUGCAGGUGGACAGUGGGUACAACACUACCUCAGCGGGCACUGCCAGUCUUAUAGAUGGACUCAGCUCAGACAAUGGCAAAGAGUCCUUCAGUUCGACCAUGGCAGAAGAAUUCUUCCAACCCACUCGAUACACUAAAGUAAAGGCAUUUUAUCAUCACCACUGAGCCAUUUAAAGGGAUGCCUCUUCCAGUGGAAGCUUCAGCUGAUUAAUUUGCAAUCAAAUACCACAAAGUUUACUCUAUGUUUUGAAGCACUCAUGUUGCAUUAAUUUGUUUAGGGUGAAAGGAGUCAACUGAACAAUCCAGUAAGAACUGAAGCGGGGUUUCACAAAUGGUUGACUAGUUAAUGGACUAAACAUUUUCCACUUUGAGACACGGAAAAGCUAUGAUUAUUAGUCCACAGUUCUUUUGGACCUUGUAUUGUAUAAUAUACAAGGGGGUAAGGGGGAAGAGAAAUUAGUAAACCCUGUAUCAAACUUGCACAAAUACCUCCUUUAAUGUGUUCAGAUGAAAUCAGAUUUGUACUGUACUUACCUUUUCUUAAAACUCAAAUGUAUCAUGUUUUUAUAUGGAAUAAUUGUUUAAAUUCAGGUUACUUGUGCCUCUUAUUUGGAUUGUCGAAUAUUAGUAGUAGAUUGGAUAGAAUAUUUAUUUCUGACUAGACACAUAAUGCCACUAAUUAGUUCAAAGCCUGUUGAGCCAUUUUUGAUAUACCUAAAAGCCUGGGCUGUAUUGUUGUGACAUCAAUAAAUUAACUUGAAUUCUU